UGUCAACAGCGCAGCAGCGGCCACACCGAAGCUCAGUGCAAGCAGCAAGCAUGGGCAUGCAGCCGCCGCCAAGCCCGCGCAGACGCGCCCUGAUGGCGUUGGUUCUUGCCUGUGCACUGGUGGGGGUCUGGGGAGAAGAGAGUGGACUCCCGCCUGCCGGAGCCACCAGCUCAUUUCAGGGGACCGAAGAGAUCAUGAUGCCACCCACGAAGACCUCCUGGAUACAUGAUUCGAACUCCAGUCUGUCUUGGUCACCAACACCUGCAGAGGUGACUAAAGGAGGGGCCGUGGCUGCAGCCCCGCCGCCGCGGUCCCAGCCCCCUCCCCCAUGCCAAGGAAACAUCGAGAUCAAGGAGACUUUUAAAUACAUCAACACUGUUGUGUCCUGCCUCGUAUUCGUACUGGGUAUCAUUGGAAACUCCACGCUGUUGAGAAUCAUCUAUAAGAACAAGUGCAUGAGGAAUGGCCCCAAUAUUCUGAUCGCCAGCCUGGCGCUGGGGGACCUGCUACACAUCAUCAUUGACAUCCCCAUCAAUGUCUAUAAGCUCCUUGCAAAGGACUGGCCAUUUGGAGUUGAGAUGUGUAAGCUGGUGCCUUUCAUACAGAAGGCCUCUGUGGGAAUCACUGUGCUGAGUCUAUGUGCGCUAAGUAUUGACAGAUAUCGAGCCGUUGCGUCGUGGAGUCGCAUUAAAGGAAUUGGUGUUCCAAAAUGGACGGCAGUAGAAAUUGCUUUAAUUUGGGUGGCCUCCAUAGUUCUGGCUGUCCCCGAAGCUAUAGCUUUUGACAUGAUUUCCAUGGACUACCAAGGAAGACAUCUACAUAUUUGUAUGUUGCAUCCUGUACAGCAAACAGCCUUCAUGCAGUUUUACAAGAAAGCUAAAGAUUGGUGGCUAUUCAGUUUCUAUUUCUGCUUGCCAUUGGCCAUCACUGCAUUUUUUUAUACCCUGAUGACAUGUGAAAUGUUGAGAAAGAAAAGUGGCAUGCAAAUUGCAUUAAAUGAUCACUUAAAGCAGAGGCGAGAAGUGGCCAAAACAGUGUUUUGCCUGGUCCUGGUAUUUGCUCUCUGUUGGCUUCCCCUUCAUCUGAGCAGGAUUUUGAAGCUCACACUUUAUGAUCAGAGUGAUCCCACCAGAUGCGAACUUCUAAGCUUUUUGUUGGUAUUGGAUUAUAUUGGCAUCAAUAUGGCCUCCUUGAAUUCCUGCAUUAAUCCAAUUGCUCUGUACUUGGUGAGCAAAAGGUUCAAAAACUGUUUUAAGUCAUGCUUGUGCUGCUGGUGCCAGUCAUUUGAAGAAAAACAGUCCUUGGAGGAAAAGCAGUCCUGCUUAAAGUUCAAAGCUCAUGAUCACGGAUAUGACAACUUCCGUUCUAGUAAUAAGUACAGCUCAUCUUGAGAGA
This is a messenger RNA of Dipodomys ordii (Ord's kangaroo rat), 1395 nucleotides long. RefSeq names its product endothelin receptor type B (gene Ednrb). NCBI's taxonomy places the organism in Eukaryota, Metazoa, Chordata, Mammalia, Rodentia, Heteromyidae. The transcript has 7 exons. Gene Ontology annotation, molecular function: endothelin receptor activity. Gene Ontology annotation, biological process: enteric nervous system development; vasoconstriction; G protein-coupled receptor signaling pathway. The record is from RefSeq and is a predicted model, not a curated record. Gene Ontology annotation, cellular component: membrane. The coding region runs from base 51 to 1391 and encodes 446 amino acids.